Molecule: messenger RNA, 3453 nt
Organism: Leptonychotes weddellii (Weddell seal)
Lineage: Eukaryota; Metazoa; Chordata; Mammalia; Carnivora; Phocidae
Source: RefSeq, a predicted model, not a curated record
AUGAAAUGCCAAUAUCUUGUCCCUAUUGAGAAUGUAUGUCUUAGCAAAAUUAAGACCUACAAGAAUUUUCAAAAUGUACAUAACUCAGUAUUAAAGUUCUUAGGUUCUCACCAUCUUUCCCUUUCCCUAGUAGGCUUCCCAGUCGUAUGCCUUCCAAGAGAAACGCUGGUUUGUCAGUUGGGAAUUCAGAGUUUCUGCAAGGACCUGGUCGAAGUGGCAGACAUUUUGGAGAAGACUAGAGAGUACAUUUCUGAAGAAACAGAGCCUGGGGACCAGAAGCUCACUUUGGAGAAGAUCUUCCGAGGCUUGUCACUUUUAGAAGCAAAGCUGAAAAGUGUGUUUGCCAAACAUGGCCUGGAGAAGAUGACACCCAUCGGUGACAAAUAUGACCCUCAUGAGCAUGAACUCCUCUGUCACGUGCCAGCUCGUGUUGGGGUGCAGCCUGGCACCGUGGCGUUAGUAAGGCAAGAUGGCUACAAGCUUCAUGGCCGCACCAUUAGACUUGCCCGGGUGGAAGUGGCAGUGGAGUCUCAGAGAAGACUAUGAAUGGGCCAUGAGGAACCGAAUGUUCUCCCAGGGUACAGUCACCUGUGUUUCCUUUAUUUAUUAAACUAGGUUUGUAUUGUACAUGAGGUACUUCAUGUGAUCUGUUUUGGAUUUAGUCAUAUUGGCUUUAUUUCUAAGAUACUCUACUGAUUUAAUGUGACCUAUUUGGUCUCAUCAGAAGUCUUGCCAUUGGGCAUUUGAACAAUGUGACAAGUGAUCCUAUGGCCUUUGUCCAAAUAUGUUUAAGAAAAUUAUUUUAAAAUUGGUACUCUGAUGACUAUCAAUUGAAAAUCUUUUUAAAAUGUGGAAAUGAGUAUAUGCUUAUGUAUUUUCAACUGAAUGUUUCUUUCUAAUGGUCCCUAUAACAGGAAUUAUAUAGGAUCUUGUAUUUCAUGGGAAAAGGAGAUGGUAGGGAUUGGUUCAACAUCUGGGUGCUUAGAUGAUAAAGCUUUAGAGUUACAUGAAUUUAGAUCAUUUGGGUUGGUUUUUAUACACAUAGAUUUUUAGGAUUUCCCCUUUUUAUUUUAUUUUCCUUUUAGCCAUCUUUUGUCCUUGUAGUCCCCACCAGGUAGGCCAUAUGCACACUCAUUGUCCCUUUCCAAUUCCCAUUUACAAGGGCUAAUUAAGGCCCAGACAAGACUUGGGAGCCAGAGCAGCAUAAUAGAGCUUAGGCUCUGUAGGCAUAGAAAUGAAGUAUCAAGAAAUUCAAGAUACCAGGUUCCUUUCUAGCGAGUAUGAUCAAGAAUCCGUGUGCUUUCUUUGCUGAGUUACCUUCCAGUAAUUUUCGGCCUCCCUAGGUAUAUAAUUAUUUCAGGGAAACCAAGGCAGCACCAAUAGCUAAUGACCCAAAUCAGUCUAUGUAGGUAAUUUACCUACAGCUUUUCUCUCCACUAGUCCUUAAAUUUUCCACUUUGUCAGAUUUGCCUCAUCAUCCUUUAUUAGAUUAUGCAGGGAGGUGGUCAGGACAAAAAUGUUAGGUUUCUACGAUUUCUCAUUUCAUUUAGUUAUGCUGAAUUUUUUUAUUUGGUACUCACAAAUCACUACCUCUCUCACACUGAUAAGCUUUAUUUUCUAGUUUUCGUAUCUUUCUUAUAUUACGUUUAUUAACAUCUAGCUGUCCUUUAUGUAUUGACCUCCUAGAAUUAAUGAGCCUAUAUGUUUUUUACUUUUUUUAGCCUUGCUUAUGGCUGGUGUUCUGUAAAAGAUUUGUUCAAUAAAUGAGCAAGUGAAUGACCUAUCAAUCAGACUUUAGAAAGGAGGUCAAUUAUGGAGAUUUUAAUGUUAGAAGAGGCCUUAAUGAUGAUCUCAUCUCACCCUUUCAGCUUCUUAAGCAUGAAAACGUCUUUUUGGGACUGGACUCAAAAAAUGUCUAAAACUAGUAAACUAAAUUUCAGUGAGAACUUGAAUAAGGAACAACUAGAUAUUAACUUUAAUCAUUUAAGAUCCAGCAGUUCUAUAAUGAACAUGCAAAUAUGUCCCCAGUGGACAAAGAUUGUUAGAUGUCCAGAUUGCAUAGGUUCAGGCUUUUUAAGUUAGUUAUCCAUAACGUAAAUCCAUUUCUACUGGAACUUUAUGACCCCAUCCUGUGGAGUAUUAAAAGUUAUCCUCUUAGACAUCAUAGAUAGUUCUAGCAGACUCCUCAUAUGUAUCAAUAAAGCCAUCCCCCAGUGGGCCCUGCCAUCUCCACCAGAAUUAGAUACUUAAAAAAAACAAAUGAGUGCUCUUAAGAAGCAAACAAAAGACUGGUGGUAAGAUUUUAAAACCAGAACCUCUUUGGGCUUUCCACUAAGUGCAUACUGUAAAUUUAAUGAGCAGUUGGAUUUCACAAUAGGAAUUUGUCUUUUUUUUUUUGCCUUCAUUCCUUUGAGAUUGACAGAUGGUGGCAACAAGAAAAGGAGCCAAUUGCAAUUACCUAUGUGUUCUUGAAUUACUAGCUGUCAUUAUCAGUGAAUUAGAACAACCAUCAUUUUAGGUAUGGAAUGUUCCAAGUACUUGAAGAGUUUUCUAAUACUCCUUGCAAACUCCUGUUUUAGCAAGUAGAUUGAGAAUAACUUUAAGCUCUUUUAUUAUUCAGUAGUUAUGCAGACUUAAAAGUGUAAAUUUAGAAGAUGGAGCUACAGUGGUAAGAAUCCCAAAAACUUGGGCUUUUGGGAGCCAGAGCAGCAUAUUAGAGCUUAGGCUCUGGAGGCAUAGACUUGAACAUAAAUCCCAGCCCAGUCACCUGUGUGAUCUUGGGCCCCAGUCAUUUCACCCUUCUGAGCCUGCUUCCUUGUUUGUACAAUGAUUAUAAUUCCCUCACAGUAUUGUGAGGAUUAAAUGAAAUGUGUAAAUUGUCUACUGCAGUAGGCCCUCAAAUAUUUAUUUUUAUUACUUUUUAUUAUACAUGUUAUUUUGCCUAUGUUUUUAUAGCUGCCUAAAGUCUAGGGAAAGGGGAAAACUGGUUAAGUGCUGCUUCUCUAUAAAAAAAAAUUGUAAUUUAAUCAAUCACAGUGACUUAUUUUCCUUCUAGCUUCUGGUUUUUUCUGUUUUUUUAACUGUAAUGCAAAAAAUCCACACUUUUAGACUGGAGGAGCAAGAAAAUUGUGUCUGUGCUCUUCUUUACUUUGAUCUUGAUGGUAAAGCGAAAAGAUGUUGUAGGCCUGCAGAUAUGUAAGGAAGCUUUGGCUCACUUGAAGAGGGGAUCCUGGUGUUUUAGUACAUGGAUUCUACAAACCUUGUACAGAUUUUCUUCAGUGUCAUAAGGGAAUCAGUUUGAUACUGAUAAGUUAAUUGGUGCUCUUUCAUGGCAAAGGAUCUGAUAAGUGAAGAAAGGUUCUUGUACACUAAAGCAAAUCAAAUAGGGAAAACUAAGGAUGAAAUAGAAUAUUCAGAGGCAACUUCAAUAAAACCUGAAUUGACAUAACUGCA